GUACUUCUACUCUCAAAAAUUUGUGAUUGGUGAUGUGAUGUUGUGAUCUAGCGGCUUUUCAUGGAUUUUAUUAAAUAACUGUUACAAGAUACAAUGGUUGUAAUUGAUCUAAAAGUUAAUAAAAGUCUGUUAGACUUGAAAUUUGAAGGCUAUAAAUUGUCACUAAGUCCAAUUCCUGUUCUUAAGCAACCUUUACUGGAUGGUGUAAAAUGUGUUGCAUUAAACAAUGAUGAAUAUAGUUUUAUUCAAACCCGUAUGAAUCUUUCUUUAAAUCAUUUAUUUCAAGACCCAUGGAAUCAAAACAGUGUCUUUUAUGUAAAUGAAAGAAACUCUGUGAUCUGGACUGCUUUAGGACAAGAUGGACGUUUAUCUAGUGCUCGAUGUGUUUGGGAAAUCAGUUCGGAAGUACUGGAUGAGGGUAAUAUCACUAUCUUGUUUCCUAGUGUGGAUUGGGCUAUCUUAUGCAGUGGCAAAGGCUGCCUCUUUGUGCUUUACACUCCUAGUCGAGCAGCAGGAGAACCCUGGAUGUGUUAUUCUACUUUUGAUCUAAAAAUGAAAAAUACUUGUUAUUUGUUGCAUACUACUCAUCGUAAUACUCCUGGAGGUCAACAGUUAGAUUGUGUUGUUGCAACAUCUGAACACAAAUCGAAUUUGCCAAAUGAUUGUUUACUAACAGAAGUCAAUACUUUUGUUUCAUUGCUGCAGUGGAUCUCUUUAAAUUGUGGCCAAAACAAUCAGGAAUGGAUGAUAAGAAGAACUCGAAAACUAGCUGGUCUAUCUUUUCCUGAAUAUGUUGCGAUUGAUAAUAUUCAAGAUGCUAUAUGUGUAGUUUCUCAGAAUGAUUUUGAAUUUUACUUUGAUUCUAAUGGAUCAGUUAAUGUUCCUCAAGUUUCUGAUAAGAAAGCCCCUGAUUCACCUAAAUAUACCUACAUUCAGACUCCUGAUGAUGUUACUGCUUACUUCCGUGUUCCAACUGACAUUAAGAAGAGUGAUAUUCAGAUUAACUUGCAACCUUUGAACAUAGAAGUUUUAAUCAGAGGAAAAAGUGUAUUGGCUGGUCAAUUCUCUAACACUAUUGAUUCUAGUUCUAGUACAUGGAUUUUAGAUGGAGAAAAACUAGAAAUUAUUUUAUAUAAAGCAGAAGUUGGUUUAAUGUGGAGAGAGCUUGUGAAAGGAAAUAAUGAAGGUGAAGAACUUAUGGAUAAAGCACUUGUUGAUGAAAUACAUGCUCGACUUGCUCAUCUAACUUCAAGUGAAGAAGUCAUGCCAAGUAGCAAAGUACCAUUCAACUUAGAUCAGUUAGAGGAAUGUGAUUCUUCAGAUGAACAAUUGACUUUUCAAAGAAUUGAUGGCAACGAGCAUUGUGAAACUCAUAAAAUUAAUUUAGGUGGGCAUCAGUGGCUAUUUUCGGAACAAAUUCAUCCUGAAAAUCUUCCUGCUAUCUGUCUAAGGUAUGAUGUUGAUGGUAUUCUGUGGCAGCCAAAAAAUGUUUCCAGUGAAGGUGAAUUAGAGAAUUUCAAGAUGGAGCACUCUACUACAUUUUCUGCUUUGGGUUAUGUAUCAGCUUCUAAACAAGAUAAAAAAUUCACUGCGUGUUGUCCUGAUUACCAAUAUGCAGUAAUUUCUGACUGUGCACGUCACUUGUAUAUUUACUGUCAGCCUGAAAGUUUACAUUCUGCUUUGGAGCUUCGAAAUCGUAAAACUGGAGAAUCCAUUGCUCAUAUAGCAAAACAAUAUGUUGUAUCUCUCGAAGAAUGUGAUAGAAUUUUGGGUUUGCGAGCAUGCUCUCAAUGUAUAUUUGUUUUAAGUAAAGAUACGUUGUAUGCUGUUAAAGUUGCAUCAAAAUGAAUUUCAUUCUUAUGAAUGUUUUUGUGUAUAAAUUUUAGGAACAUAAUAAAUGCAUUUUUUUAGAUCA
Messenger RNA from Parasteatoda tepidariorum (common house spider), 1915 nucleotides. The record is from RefSeq and is a predicted model, not a curated record. Lineage: Eukaryota; Metazoa; Arthropoda; Arachnida; Araneae; Theridiidae.